Molecule: messenger RNA, 1312 nt
Organism: Sinocyclocheilus anshuiensis
Lineage: Eukaryota; Metazoa; Chordata; Actinopteri; Cypriniformes; Cyprinidae
Product: solute carrier family 35 member D3-like
Exons: 2
Coding region: 1-1266 (421 amino acids)
Source: RefSeq, a predicted model, not a curated record
AUGGAAGUUUGCAAAGGACGGUUGCUUGGCAUUUCGGUGGCCGUUGCGCAUGGAUUUUUUUCGGGAUCGCUGAAUAUUUUGUUAAAAUUCCUCAUCACGACCUAUAGCUUUACAUAUCUAACUUUAAUUCAGUGUCUGACCAGCGGCACUGCGGCGCUCACAUUAGAGGUGCUGAGGAGACUGGGCAAAAUAGAUAUACCACCCUUCAGCCUCCAGUUAGUCAAAGUUUUUGCGAGUGUCUGUAUUUUGUCAACUUUGCAGUCCACAUUAACCCUCUGGUCUCUCAGGGGCCUGAGUUUACCUAUGUAUGUUGUGUUUAAGCGAUGCUUGCCCUUGGUAACAUUGGGGAUUGGAGUGUGUGUGCUGAAGAAUGGGAUCCCAUCAGCUGGGGUAAUAACAGCGGUUCUCAUCACCACUGGAGGAGCAGCACUGGCUGGUGCUGGAGAUCUAACAGGUGACCCUUUUGGCUACGUGACUGGCAUUUUAGCUGUGAUUGUCCACGCCUCCUACUUGGUGCUCAUCCAAAAAACGAGUGCAGACAGUGAUUAUGGGCCGCUCACAGCCCAGUACACCAUUGCAGUGGUGGCCUCUCCCAUUCUCUUCAUCUGUUCCAUUGUAAGUAUGGAUGCCAUUGACAUGUGGACGUAUGAAGGUUGGAAGAACCCGUAUAUCACAGGUAUCUUCUGUACCUGCAUUCUCAUUGGCUGUGCGAUGAACUUCACCACACUGCACUGUACCUAUAUCAACUCAGCCGUCACUACCAGCUUUGUGGGGGUGGUCAAGAGUAUAGCUACUAUCACUGUGGGCAUGUUGGCCUUCAGUGACGUGAUGCCAACCAAACUGUUCGUGGUAGGCGUGGUAGUCAACACCAUCGGCUCCAUCACCUACUGUGCGGUGAAAUAUCAUGAAACCAAAAAGAAGUUAACCUACCAGGAUAUGGACGAGUCCGCUAAAGAUGAAGAACUUCCAGGAGAACCUUAUGUGGAACCAGCCAAGCCUGAUGGAGAUAUGGAAACUCUUCCAAAUGAUCUGGAGAGCGUUCCCAAUGGCAGCCUGACAGCAUCAGUUGACAGCCAUGACCAGGGUCCAAUUUGUGAGAAUAAAGUGGCAGAGUCCAUAGAAUUAGAAAGACCGGGGAUCCCAUCAGACGAUCCUACGAGACAAUCUCUGAGCGACAGUUAUGUAGGGGUCUGGAGAUCCGUUCGCACCUUAAAGUUCUUUAAGAAAGACACUUUACUUGACAACAUGGAGGUUCAAAGUCCUUGAUGAUUGGUUUCCCGCUUGACAGGAGUGCAUGUUAAAUUUAAGGAUU